Dama dama (fallow deer) is the source of this 9121-nucleotide messenger RNA. RefSeq names its product coiled-coil domain containing 187 (gene CCDC187). Gene Ontology annotation, molecular function: microtubule binding. Lineage: Eukaryota; Metazoa; Chordata; Mammalia; Artiodactyla; Cervidae. Gene Ontology annotation, biological process: microtubule anchoring. The record is from RefSeq and is a predicted model, not a curated record. The transcript has 25 exons. Gene Ontology annotation, cellular component: centrosome. Bases 307 to 6639 code for a protein of 2110 amino acids.
GCUGUCCUGCAGGCCUGCCUGCCUCUGCCCAGGCGGGGCGCUGGCCCAGGUGAGGCCCCUGGUGCCUGGCCCGGGUCCCCAGGCUCUGCGCCUGGAGGAGGAGUUCCAGUAUCAGGCAGACGCCAGGGUUUCUCUGGCAACAUCAGGGCGGCUUCCCUCCCAUCCUGGCGCCCGGCCUCCUGCAGGCCCGGAGGCCUGGGUGCCCUGGCCCCCCCGCUCCGCUUGCCGCCCGCUUCUGGACCACUGCCCUCCCAGCCCUCCAGCGGGGAAGGCAGGCUCUGUCCACUGGCAGCCGAAGAUGAUGCCAUGGCGGCCGUGAGGUGGCCCGAGCCCCCCGGGCAGGCAGGCGCCCUGCGGGGAUCUCCCCCCACAGCCUGGUCUGACUACACUGAGGAGCCUGGCCGCCGGAGGCAGGCCUGCAGCGUCCCCAUGUGGUUGGCCGACGAGGAGGCCAAGGAUGGGGACAGCUCCGUGUCAUCGGGCCGCCUCUCCGGCUCGUCGGGGGGCCACGAGUCAUGCACCCCGCCCCACAGGACUUGGACCGAGAGGGCCCCCCAGGUGCCAAGGCCCCCGCGGCAGCCGAGAGAGAGCAACCCCCGACUGGAGCAGCUGCGGGACAAGAUCCGGGCCCAGGCCCAGCGGCAGGCGAGCUGUGCCUCACUGGGCACCUCGACACCCUCCAGCGCCUCACACCUCUACAAAGCCCCCAUGCCAGCGCCCCGGAGGAAGGCCCGAAAGCCGCCAAACCCCCCUCCAGCCCCGGCCUACCCAGGCAUCCUGAGUGGGACUGAAAGUGGAGUCGAAGAGAAGGCGACCCCCGGCCAGGGGCGUGAGACCUCCCGGGUCUCCCAGCACCAGGCCUCAGUUGCACAGGAAAAAACCAAAAGGAUGAAAAGUAGUUCUUGCAAAACAGAGAAGGCCCCCAAGCCGCCUGCCUCUAGGAGAGCUGCCAAAGACACAGAUCACAGCAAGAAGGUUGGAGCCCCCGAGAGCUCCCCUGUCCACCCCGGGAUGCCAAGUCCAGCCUCCGUCCGCAGUGACCUGCAGAUGCCCGCAGUCAAUGUGCCCACCCUGGCUUCCCGUGAUCCACCCGUGAACGUCCAGGCUGCUAUGGCGGUCCUUCGAGACCUCCGCCAGCAAAUCCAGGCUGGGCUGGAGCUGGCCCGGUCCCGCCACCCGAGCCGAGGGCUGGAGCUGCACAGCCUGGCAGGGAGGAGGCAGUCAAGCCCCUGGAAACCCCCAGACGUCCAGGGCUCCUUCUGGAAGAGCCCUGAGGCCCCGAUGGAUGGGCUGCCCACUUCUGAGAGGGCUGGGAGCCUCCCUGCCGCACGGCGCUGGAGCCCUGUGGCCGAGUGGGAGUCCUGUCCACACAGGACCUGGGCGGCCCCAGGACGGGACACCUCCUUCCAGAGAUGCAUGAGCCCCACCAAAGGGCUGAACUCCUUCCCCCAGCGGCCCUGGAGUGCCUCGGCCAGGCAGGCCUCCUGCCCACCGAAGACCUGGGCGUUCCAUGGACGAGACCCCGCCUUCCAGAGGCCGGGGAGCCCCCCCGAAAGGUGGGUCCCCAUCCUGCAGCGGUCCUGGAGCGCCUCAGCCGGGCAGGCCUGGGGUCCGCAGAGGGCCCGGACCACUUCUGAAGACCUGGCGGCCUCCGCCUCGAGGCCAUGGAGCCCUCUGGAAAGGCCGAGCCAACCCACCUGGCGGCCUUGGAGCGCCUCCUUCACGCAGGGGCCCAGCCCCCUGUAUCAGGGCAGGGGUCCCCUGCGGACCCCCUUGGGGGCCAAGCUCGCCUGGCCGAGGCCCAUCCAGGGUGCCUUUCGGAAUGCGCCUGAGAAGGAGAAUGAGGUGCGGACACCUCGGCCCUGCCCCAAGCCCCGGGGGGCCCUGGGCCCCCUCCACAGCUCCGAGUCCCUGCGUGAGUUCAUGCGCCAGAAGACUGUGGCCUGGCGGCGGCAGGCCCUAGAGGAGAAGGCCUCGGCCAUGCGCUCGCUGGAGCUUAGAAACCAGAGGCUGCAGGACGCCCACAGGAAGCAGAGGGAGGCCGUGCUGGGCAGAGCCAUCCCUGUGGUCUCCCAGACGACCCCCGGCAUCGUGACCUUCGUCCCGCACGUGGCACAGUCCAGGGAUCUGGAAGCUGCCGCCGGGCCGGGGGUGCCAGUGCUGCAGUGGAGCAAGGUGACUUCCGGCAUGGUGCUGGGGGACCAGGAGGCCCCGGGCAGCUUCUGCCUGUGUUUGAACAGAGCCUUGAACCCCACCAAGACUCUGGAGGUGGGAGGCCCCCAAGAUGGCUGGGAGGGCGCGCCCCUGCUGAUGCCAGCCAGCUCCUCCCUGGGGCCCCUGAAGUUCCAGGACCUGAGCACGCACUGCCGGAGCCCGGGGCUCUGCAUCUACCUGGACCCUGAGGAGUCGGAGCGCCUGGGCAUGCCGGGCCCCCUGCACUUCCGGUACAAGCAGGCCCGGCUGCAGGCCCUGGAGACCAUGGCCAACAUCCUGAAGCAGCGGAUCGACGUCCUGACGGACAAGCUGCGCCGCUCCGAGGCGAUGGACGCGCUGGUGGGGCCUGGCCCGGGGCUGCUGCCCUCCGACGCCAGCACGCCGGCCCGCCCCGCAGCCCUGGUGCCCAACGUGGGCCCAGGGGCGCCCUGGGACUGGGCAGGGCUGCGGGCCAGGCCGCUUCUCUCCACCACUGGCUUCCGGGACAUGGAGACGGUGCACUGGAGCCCUGGCUGGGAGCGGCCGCAGAGCACGAGCCCCAGGGCCCGCCACGCCAGCGAGCCCAUAGGUUUCACGGACAAUGGACGCUCCGAGCUGGAGGGGAGGCUGGCAAGAAACGUGGCUUCUUUCCAGGCCCUCAGCCCCUUCGCAGGGAGCUCACUCGGGGUGCCGGCCACGCCGGACCCCCGCGGCGGCUCCCUGCGGCUGGAAGAGACGCGCUCGGCCAGAGGGGCAGGCUUGGUCGCGCCCUGGACCCUCCGGAGCUGUGGUCCGCUGUCCGACGUCCGGCAGAAGUCGCUGCGCUUCCUGGAGUCCCUGAAGCCGGACCGGCGGGAGCAGGGACAGGCACUGGCCCUCCUUCGGCGGCAGGCGGAGCUGGAGGUCUGGGAGACGCAGAAGGCCCUGGGGGAGCUGCUGUCCAGACCCAGGCUGGAGCGGCUGCGGGAGGAGCACUCGACCCAGGCCAGGCCAGGGGCGGCCUUGGAGCUGGAGCGGCCACAGGUGCAUGUGGAUCCGGAGCCAAGGACCUCUCAGAGCGCCGCGGCAGCCAGGCCCAGCUCAUACCCACUCCCGGGCCGAGACGCAGCCGCGCCCUCCCCGAGUCCCCAGGAUGGAAAGAAGAGUUGGGCGGACGCGUCAGCUCACACGGAGCCCGUGCAGGAAGGGAGACCAGACCAGCCCCACUCCCAGCUGCCCCCAGCCAGGCUCUACCCCUGGGAGGAACCCAGGUUCCAGGGGAGCCGGACGAGGCCCCGGAGCGCGGCGCCGGUACCCUUCAGCCGCUUCACGAUCCAGAUGCUGGAGCAGAGCUUGCGGGAAGAGGACCUGCGCGCGCGCCACCAGGCCGCGCUGCUGCGCCUGCGCGAGAAAGCGCUGGAGGAGAAGACGCGCGCGGAGCUGGCCUGGCUGGAGCAUCAGCGAGGGUAUCUGAACAGCAUCGGCAGCUACACAGCGCUGGUGGCCUUGGCGGAGAAGCAGCAGCAGGCCCUCAGCCACCUUGAGCGGGAGCUGAGGGGCAUCCGGCACCUGCGGACCCUUCACCUGUCCUCCCACCGAGAGAGGAAGCUGCUCCUGCAGCAGCAGAAGGACAUCGUCUCCGUGCAGAGGUCCGCGGCCCUCCUGCAGCAAGAGCUUCAGGACCGGACCCGGCUGCCUCAGAGUUCCAGCCCUGAAGUCAAGGCCAGGCGGGAGGAGGGCCCCGGGACAAGCCCCCAGCAGCCGGAGGGGCCGGCCCAGGGCUCCUCACACGCCCGGCACACGCCUGGUAGCCCCUUCAGCCAGCACCCGCAGAGGAGCGAGAGCCCGCCAGUCCCGCACCAACUCGACGAGCCGCAGGACGGGACACCCCCUCUGGCAGCUUCAGCUGCAGACGGUCACCCGCAGCCUCCGAGGCUGGCGUGGGACGAGGACGCACCCGCAGCGGCUGGCCGACCUGAUGCCGGAGGCCAACCCCCGGAGAGCCACGGCCACACAGGCCAAGAGCCAAGGGGGCAGCCUGGUGUCCCUCUGCCGGGCCUUCCGCGGGCGACCUCCCUGGACACAGGAUGGCCACCAGGCCCAGCCUCUCCUCGCCCCCCUGCAGGUGGCUCCUACAGGAUGGCCGUCUCCCGUCCCCCCUUGUAUACACAGGCGGGCGACGUGGAGGGCAGCCUUCCUGCUGCUCAGAUCUGGUUCCUGCCGGUGAAGGAGCCACCCCUGGGAGACCCCCAGACCAGCCCCAGCCCCCGGCCGGCGGAGGAAAAGACCCGGGCUCUGACGGGAAGCCCAGCAUCACACUUCCAAGGCCAGAGUCCCUCUCUGAGUGCAGGGCGUCCCCACGGCCCCCAGGAAGCCCGUCAGGUGGCUGAAGGCGGCAGGAGUCCCGCGGGGUCGGAACCAGGGCCGGACUUUGCCGGCAGCCCCGUGGAGGGGCCUGCCCCUGUGGAGGCUGCUCAGAGCUGCUCAGGGGAGCAGAGGGUAGAGACCUGUCAGCAGGAGAACCCCCACACCCCUUUCUCCUGCCUGGAAGCUGCCCUGCUGACCUUGUCUCCUGGUGACACCCCCAGCCCCUCAAGGGCCCCGCUCUCGCGUGAGGACCAGUCCCCAGCAGCUGAGGUGGCGGCACCCCCAGCCCCGCACGAGAGUGGCCCCCCAGCCCGGCUCACAGCCCCUUGGGACCUGGGCUCCGAGUCCACCCCCAGCGCCUGCUCAGAGGCGUCUUCUCCACGGUCCACUGCCGCCUCCUCGGCGAGCCUCCCAUCCUGCCCUUCCCUCCAGGAGUUUCAGAAAGCAUCCGCCAUCCUGGUCCAGCUUUCCGAGAGCCCCACCUCCCUCUCGGAUGGGGAAGCUGGGGUUACUCUGGACACAGACCUCAGCUGGGCUGAGGGGCUUCCUGCUCUGGACUCCUGGGGGUUCCACCAGGGCGGAGGGCCGGAGACCUGGGAGGGGCUGGAGGGCACUGAGGCCCUUUCCGGGCACGGCUCUGGCACUGGGGCAGGCGGCCUGGCUCCGGCAGGGGGUCUCCCUGUUGCCCAGUCUCUGUGGUCGGGGUUGGAGCAGUCCGAGUUGUCCAGCGAGGUCUCGGGCCGGGAGAGCCCACGGGACCCUGGCGUCGGUGCCAGGCCAGCCCCAGGGCGCUGCUCACCUGUAGGACGCGCAUCCCACUUGGAACGGGCUGGGGUGCCCCUUGUCCUGCCUCCCUUCCUGGGCCCAGGGAAGGGGCGGGAAGAUUCUGGAACCAGUGGGAGCCCGACCAGUGGAUCAGAUACAGGAAAAGCUCAGCGGCGGUCCCGGGAGACUGCAGGAGCAAGGCUCCCAUCCCAAACCUCUUCCUCGGGUGAUUUACACUUGACCCUUUCCUUCCCCUCCGGGACCUUGGCCUCUGAGUUUGGCAAAAGAGGAGAGGCAGCGCUUCCGCGGGCCUCGGGUAGCUGCCCAGAGGGGCCCUGGGGCACUCACCCAAGCCCUUCCACUGAUGGGAAACCUCUACAGACCUCCUCUGAGCCUGAGGUCCUCUUGAUGCCAGGGGCUCCUCCUGGGGACCCCGGUGGGCAGGUAGCCCAGACAGCUGAGAGCUGGGCCCCUGGGUGUCGGGGAAGCAGAGCUCCCCCUGUCCUGGAGGAAGCCUGCAUUCCUCUGGCCGGCGGCGUCUUGCCUGAAAUCCUGUCCCCGGUAGACGAGGCGCUGUCCCACAGCAGCUUCAACCUCCCGCCCUCCAUCCAGAGGGACGCUUGCCUCCCUCCUCUGCCUCCCAUCCUCCCAGCGGACGGAGAGGCCGACCCUGCCAGCCUCCACUCAGAAGACUUCCCUACCCCACCUGAAGAUGCUGUGUGUCCUGAGGGCUCGCUGGACACCCCAGAGGAAGCUGCCUCCCUCAUUAUGGCAGAGUGGUCCUCCUUGUCUGGGGAGGGUCUGUCUGAGUCACCGUCCCCGGGGCCCCAGGAGGAGGCCAGGCUCUGCCUCGGGGUAGCAGGACAGGGCAGAAGCUUUGGGGAAGAACUGGGUGGAUCAGGUUCUGUUGGGAGGGACCAGGCCAUGGACAGCCGGUUGUCUGAACUGGUCAGCUUGGGGUCUCCCUGCUGUGGGGGAGCAGGGGAUGCCCCGGGGUGGCUCCCAGUGCUGUCAGCGCAGCCCCUGACCCUGUCUGGAGUGGCCUGUGCAUCUGUGGGGAGUCUGGCAGCUGGGGACCCAGGACUGCCUGGCUCCGGGCAGGGGGACCCUGCUCCGGCUCUGGGUGCCGGACCGCACGCUGCCCUCCCGGGCGUGGAGACAGCCGAGAUGGUGGACCUGCUGUCCGCCCAGCUCAGCAGCAGGAUCCUGAGGGACACCCUGGCCGUGCUCUCGGAGGCAGCCCCAGCAGGCAGCCCGGCGGCAGAGGGGCCCAGCCGGGGCAUGCGGGCUCACACGGCGGCCACUGGGCGGUCGUGGGGAAGGCUGGACUUCUGAGAAGACGGGGUGGUGGCGGGGGGCUGCGGGGACACAGACGUUGUCUGUGAGAGCCCCCUGCCUGGCUGGCCAUCGAAUGAGGCCUCCUAGACUCAGCAAAGUCCCGGACACGUUGCGAUGUGACUGUGCGUUAGCAUGUGCGUGUGUGUGAGCGUGCCGGGGGCGUCAGGAAGCCUGGACUUGCCCUGGGUGGGGCCACCUGUGGGCGGCUGGCUGAUACUGGGCCAUCAGUGGAUGAUGAUGAGUGAUGAUCAGUGGAUGACUGAGUGGAUGUCAACUGCAAAUUGGCUCUGACCCAGAGGUUAAGGUCAAAGGGUGUGUGGGACGCAUGCAGAUCUGGCCGGCCAAGAAAAGGUGAGGAGGUCACCUACUGGAAGGAGACGGUCCCAAGGAGAGGGGCGGGGAGCAGCCCCCCAGGGUUGCACCUAGAGACCACGUGCCAGGAUGGGUUGCCGUGGGCCUCAGAAGGGGCCGAGAGGAUGAGAGCGCAGCUUUGGGGGAUCGGGGAGGCCAGAUGCUGAGGCUGGGGGUUACGUCUGCACUGACACGCCCUCUCGGAUUUGCCUCGUUGGGAAACCAUCCGUGGGGGUGUUUGCCUGCCUCUGAUUUCUGAAGGAUAAACCUGGUGACUCCACGGCGUCCAGCUGGUGACUCCGGGUUGGGAGGUCUGUGUGCGUCCCCUUGUGCAGAUUAGAGGAGGCGGCAGCUCAGGGAGAAGUUCAUUUCGCCGGCGGCCAGGUCACCCUCUGCCCGGCCUCUGGGCUGGAGUAGACCCCUGCCUCCCUGAGGGUGCUCAGGACGCCUCCCGGAAGAAAUGAGAGCCCCUUGCCAGGCUGGCCGUCGAACGGGCCCUCCUAGACACAGCAAGGCCCCGGUGGGUUCCAGAGGCGGUGGCAUGUGGGCUCCUGCACAAGGCACUCCUGCAGGGACGGCCUCGCAGGUGUCCCCUUGCGAGAGCGCCUGUCCCCCUCAGCACCAGACUCAGGCGGGCAUCCAGGAAGUUGAUGCCCAGUCAAGCAGCAGGAGGGUUUCCCGUGGGAAGGAAGUUGGGAGAGGCUGAGACGGGAGGACGGGGCGAGACUGCCGGGCACGGGCCCGCAGGGACGUGGGUCUCAGUAGACUGGGCGGGGGAGCCCUCGGGCCACCUCGGGGUGAGACCAGGGCAGCUGACCUCCAGGGGCUGAAGGACAGCCCACUGCAGCACUGACCUCUCCCCGCAGCCACCCCACGAGCCGCUGAUGGGCGCUGAGGGGUCCCUGCAGCCCCCUUGUCCCCCAGAGCCGUGCGGAAGCGCCGUCGCCAGGGCACAGGCCGGUUCAGCCGGCCGCCCGCGUCCUGUCGCCGGUUCCCAAGCCUUGUCUGCAGCCACCCCGCCUUCCCCAGGAGGAGCAGAAGGCUGCAUUGUGUGUCUGUUGGUUCUAAUGCGAGAGCACCUCUGAGCUGCUGCUCCAGGGAAUUCACUGGAAACCAACACUGUCUUCUCAACGCCCCUGCUCUGUCCCUGUCCUCGGGGGGGCUGGCUCAUUUCAAUGUUGUCAGUCUUUCUCUCCUAAAUUGUCAUCUGCGCACUUGGAGGAGAAGUAGCUUUUCAGUGAGCCCAACAAUCAGCUCUUUCAUAAAAGGAAGCAGGGACUUCCCUGGUGAUCCAGUGGUUAGGGCUCUGCGCUUCCACUACCGGGGCGGCGGGGGUGGCAUGGGUUCAAUCCCUGGUCGGGGGCCUAAGAUCCCACAUGUCACACAGCAUGGCCGAAAAUUAAAUAAAUAAAAGGAAGCAGCUUUCAGAUCGGCUUCUAAACUUCUGAUGUGGUUAGGAUUUCUUGAGAUAAGGCUCACUUACGCUGCGCUUGAUCUCUCAGAAGUUACUCUCUGUGUCCUACGGCAGUCUCUCCCCGCCUGUCGUCUAAACCAUCCAUCAGUUAUCCAUAUGGGCUUCCCAGGUGGUAAAGAACCUGCCUGCCACUGCAGGAGAUGCGGGAGACCCGGGUUCAAUCCCUGGAAGAUCCCCUGGAGGAGGACAUAGCAACCCACUCCAGCAUUCCUGCCUGAGAAAUCCCAAGGUCAGAGGAGUCUGUCAAGCUACAGUCCAUGGGGUCACAAAGAGUCAGACGUGACUGAACACACAUCACUUAUCUACCUAUCAUCUAUUUAUUGUCUAUCCAUCAUCUAUCAUUUAUAUCAUCUAUCAGUUGUCUACCUGCAUCAACUAUAGCAUCUGUCCAUCCAUUCCCAGUUCUCAAAUUGGAAAAUACCUGCUUGACAGGGAGUCCAGAGUCAAGCAGUCAGUGGUGUGUUGGCCUAAGGGACAUCGAUGUCCUGGUGCUGGUCCAGGAUAUGACCCCCGUGAGGUCCUGGGAAGUCAGCUGUCAAGUCAGAAUGACAAGAAUUCCUCUCCCACAGCCCUCACUCCACUUUAGGAGAGGAACUCAUUCACUUAGCAUUUAUAGGACCCGGGGUAAGAGACCCAGACUUUCCAGCACUUGUC